GUUACCGCCUGCUUCAAACGUUUUUGUUCAGAUGUGCUGUCUGGGCUUACCGUAGAAGCGUGUUGAUGAGGGUUGUACGGUUUCUCAACAUGAUCUUCUAACGAUCAGUUAACUUUAUACAGACACAGACGUUCACCUCUAAGUGUUUUCAACUGGUGUUAUGGCCACCACUACUACUGCUCCGAAUGUUAACUUCAUUUCCAUGAUUGGCUUUUGGAUUAUGAUUUUGUCUUCGAGUGUGUGCGGAACUUUUGUUUUACCUGAAUUCCAAUCGGUUCCUGAAUCAGUUGUUUAUUAUGCGACAAAUGAUCCUAUCAACAAGAUUUUGAAGAUUUGUUGUGAUAUUUGGCCGAAAUGGCCUAUAGGAAGUUUAGCCUAUUAUUCAACGUAUCAUUUUCAUCAAUUAUCUGAUAAUACUUCUAAUCAACCAUUCACAACAACAACAGAUAAGAUUGUUCAUCAGAGAACUAUUUAUCAUGUGCCUUCUAAUUUUACAUGUGAUCUCCAUUUAUUCAAUCAUAAUAAUAAUAAUAAUGUUAAAACAUUGAAAUCAAAGGAUUGUCUUUGUUUUUCAAGUGUUACUAGUGUUGAAUUGUUUUCAGGUGAAAAAUUUUAUUGUUUGGCCAGUACUGAUUUUGGUUCAAUUAUAAGUAAACCAUUUCAAAUAGCAUUAAAAUCUGAAAAUACAUUUAUUCAUCAGAAACUGGUUUAUUAUUUCGGGAAUAUUGCAAUUCUUCCUUGUAAUUUGGAAAAAAUCUAUCCAUCCGAUCAAAUCUUUUUUACUCUUAACAACACAAGGAUUGCCGUUUCUUCAGUUGAUAAAUACAGGUUGGUGCAGCCCACUGUGACUAGUCAUACUAAAUUAUUAAUACGAAAUUUUAAUUUUGAGGAUCAAGGGUUCUAUCGAUGCGGUCUGUUGGAUACAAAGUUAAAGACCGAACGAUAUGAUCUUAUAACUUAUCACCUUCUAGUUGAUGUCUCUUCCAAUCCUUCAUUAAAAAAUGUUUUAUACAUGAAUUUGGAUGGUAGUCUAUUAGAUAUUGAUGCGGUCAAUGACAUUAGGAAGCCAAUAAAAAUAACUGCUUAUGAAAGUCAGAACAUAACAUUACCUUGCGUAUUCAAUUCUCCACAACCAUAUGUGGCUAAUGUGAGUCGAGUUAUAGGUGUAUCUAGUGGAAAUCAAAAGUUUGACUCUUUAUUUGGCGUUUUAGAUAUAUAUAGUUUGGUAAAGAAUGAUGAAGGAUUGUACUUUUGUACAGCUAACAAUAUUACGUCAUAUGCCUAUCUAAAUGUUCUUCCUUCACCUCAAUUAAUCGUUUAUCCGCAGAAUAUUAAAGCGAAUAUAGGAGAUUAUGUUAAUUUAUCAUGUAUAAGUUCUAUAAUUGAUAUAACACCGACUUGGUAUUUCAACGGAAUUCCUGUUCAAUUUGCAGUGUCUAUAAAUCCAUACCAUACAUCGUUGUUAAUUAAUUCAAUGCAAUUAUCAAAUGUCGGUAUAUAUCAGUGUAUUCUUGAAAAUAAUGUCAAUAAUAUAUGGAUAGAUGGAAUAAGUACAGUUAUUUUACGUGAACAAUCAUUAUUUACAAGAGAUGAAUUCAACUCUGUUUUAUCAAAAGUUACAUUUCCUUUACGUCAUCAUAAGAUUGAUUUAUUUAAGAUGGAAAUCGGUAAUAAAAAACAAUUGACAUGUUUAUCACAGUAUAAUUUAGAUUCAUAUCACCAAAUUGCUGAUGAUAUUACAAAAACUUUGCACAAUUUAUUACCUAUUGGAAAUAGUAAUAGUCUAUCUGAACGUUUAAAUAUUUCAUGUCUUUUAAAUUUGAUUCAUGUAAAAUGGUUGAAAGUUGACAGCUCAAAUUCAUUAUUAUCAAUGAACAGUAAUAUUAAUGAUACUAAUAACCAUAAUAAUAAUGCUUCAAAUCAUAAAUUACAAUGUUCUACACUGUAUAUAAUUGAUAUCAAUGUGACUAGAUCAACUGAUUUUGGUUUAUACAGUUGUAAUAUAUAUUUUGGUGAACAGUUAAUAUAUGAACGUUAUUUCAGACUUAUGGAAUCUGUUAUUUCAUCGUAUUCAUUGAAUAAUGAUUUACAAUUUAACUAUUCGACUAAUAAAUUCACUGAUCUUCAUCACAGAAGCUCUAACAAGAUGGAUAGUUUGUUGCAUAAUGGUCAAGUGACUAAUCCUUUUUAUCGUACGCGUCGUAGUCAAGAACACAUAGUUAAUGAAUGGUCUUCAUCUUCUGAACAUAUCGGUUCACUACCUUUGUUAAAUUUAUCAUUUCCAAGAAGUUCAUAUGAACAUUUAUAUAAACCGAAUGCGACAACUGUUGGUGACAAUUUAGCUGUACUAAUUAGUUGGAAUUCAAUAAACUGUGAUUUUUAUCGUAUUGUUCUCAGAUCACAUAUUCCAGAGUCAGAUGGCCUAUUUGAUCGCUCAACAAUUGAUGAAACAGUAGAAGAAUGCUGUAGUCAUGACAUAGCAUGUUGUUUGAAAAACAAACAUUUCUACUUGACUAAUCGUCAUCCUGGUGAAUUGGUACCAGGUAAAAGUUAUCAAUUUCGUAUAAAUGCUAUUAAACAAAUAAAUAAUGAUGAUCGGUUAGUUGAUAAGAGUCCAUGGUCUGAAACUGUUAGUUUUCAGCAUAUUUCUAAAGUUGCUCCAGUCAUUACAGAAACUGAACGAUUGUCGGAUGGUGGAAUAUUAACUCGUUGGACAUUAGCUAGAUCUGCUGUUGGAUUUCCUAUUGAUCAUUUCCUUCUACUCUAUCGUCCAGAAGAGCGUUCAGCCAAUGGAAGAAUCACUUAUAAUGGAUUUAAAGCAGUUUUCGUUGAUGGAUCUAAUGCUACAGAACACAAGCUACAGGCUUUAGAAUCAGGUAAAGGGUAUCAAAUUGUGGUUUACGGCGUGUAUACACCUCCUGGAUUCGACCCACAAUCGACAAUUUUCACAGGUGGAUUGAAUGGACGAAAAAUUACUCAAUUCAGUCAUGAAGUGUUUGUAAAGCCACGUUCAAUUUCAUUAACUACAAAUGAAAAUUUGGAUAAACACGAUUCAUCAGCUCUACGCUCCAUAGCAAAAUCUCGUGAAUUAUACAAUGCUAAAAAUGUGGUUGCAUUUAAUUCCACCGAAUCAAAUCGAUUAAUGUUCUUAAUUUUUGGUGCUUUAACCGGUGUAAUGCUUUUAAUUAUGAUCUGUUUAGUUGUAUUAUGUGUAUGGCGUCAAAGACGACGUGAUAAACAUUGUUUAAUAAUGAAUAAUUCUACUAAUGGAUGUAAUGUUAUUUCUUGUAAUUCUUCAAUGAAUACAGUUGACAAAAGUUUAAAGAAGACAGAUUUCAGUGGAACUGGUGGGUUUUUACUAGAUAAUUUGAAUGCUGCCAGCUUGAUGACUUCAUCUAUUAAUUCUUGUGGGAAUCAAAUGACUGACGUAAAUGACAGAAAAACUUUACCACAUCAACGUUCUCGACCACCACCUAUGAGUCCUGCACCUCCGCCACCGUCACAUUUACCAACAUCAUCAUUUAAAUAUUUGACUAGGAAUGAAAAUUUCGAGUUAAAAAGUUUGAUGUUAGACAGUGAUAGUAUUUAUAAUCCUCGUCAAUGUAUAGAUAAUAUGUCUGAAUCUGUUUUCGUAACUUCAUCUAAUUACUAUCCGAAUAACCUACCGUCAGCAGUAACAUCUCUUUCAUCUUCUCCUGUGUUUCAUACAAUGAUGAAUUGUAAAGGUCAUAAUGUUGUUGUGAAUAAUUCAUUUCCAAAAUCUCAGUUAUUGACAACGUCAUCGUCAACAAGAACUUCUGUUACUGUUGGAGUAUCUUCCAAUAAGUCUAUCGGUACAGUAAAUCGUUUAGAUAACUUAACCAAUCAUGAAAUGUCAAAUUAUUUACUACAAUCUGCAAUAUUAAAUGGUUUAAAACGUGAACCACCAAGUGGCGGUUCAGUGCAUGACGGUACUGAUGAUGAUGAAUCUAUUUUACCUUGUGACAAAAAUCCAAUAACCAAUCUAUCUGAAUAUCCUCAUUCUACUGAAUUCUGUUCGUAUUCACAUCAGAAUCCCAUUGUAUCUUAUUCUUCACAUCAUAUUGAUGCAAUUAAUAAUAAUGUUCAUGUAAAUAGUAAUGCUGAUGGAACAAAUCCAAUUAUUGUAGUUCCUAAUAGAGAAUUUAAUUUAUGUACUAAUAAUAAUGAAAAAUACCAAUCAAUGCAUCAACAAAUUGAUACACAUUCUAAUCCAACUCAUUGUUAUCAUUGUCAGAAUCAUUGUAAUUCAUGUGAUAAUUCUUGUUCAUCGAAUAUAUUUGUCAAUGUGGACCAUAUGAUGAUGAAUGAAAAUUAUCAUCGUCAACAAUAUCCAUCGAAUAUUAUGUUUACAUCAACUAUACCAAAUUAUGAUCCUGGUCUACUCACUCCACCAUCUCCGGAUAUUGUCAAUGUGAAUGAAGUGCAUGAUGAUAAUAAUAGUAGUAAUAAUCAUAAUUAUAGUAACAACUAUAUAACAAACAUGUACGAUAAUCACCCAUGUCCUAAUAUGGUUCUUCACACUAGACGUCGUCAUCCUCGUUCAAAUUCAUGUAAUUUCACUCAACCGCAACAAUCACUUUCAUCAUUAUUUAUUCACCCUGCAAUGAUUACUAGCUAUAAUAACAAUUCAGAAAAAAACGUGAAAUAUUUCGGCUUGAGUCAAUCAAUCAAUCAUUAUUGUCAUCGUAAUCAUUGUUCAAUUCCUUGUACCAGUAAUUCACAACAGAACUUCAAUCUUUCUUUAUCCAAAUCGUAAUAGACAUCAUAUCAAUAAUUGUUAUCAUCACAGUUUCGUGUCGUUCUUCUUUAUUAUUCUCCUCAGGUUUACUAAUUUCAAUCAAGUUUCAAUCUGGAAAGAAAUGUUUUUUACGUUUCUUUUCUAAUUCAGUUGUUUUCAGGUAUUCAUCUAAUAUUCCUAAGAAAACGAAAGUCAACAUACUCAGGAAAUUUGUAGUCUGUAUCUUUUGUACAUAUUUUUUUUUAAAAAAAACUUCUUCCAUCUUUUAAAAUUGUCAUAGUUUCUUUUUAUCCAAAAGUUGAUCAAAUCUGUUGAAUUUACCAAGCAGUUAUAUACAUAUAAAUAUAAUUACCUUUUAAUUUAUUUAUCAUAAUUGAUUAGAUUUUGCAACCCUUUUUUUUUCUUAAAAAAAAUUAGGAAUCGCUUCUUUUCAUUUGUUUACUUAAUUUUAACUAAAUUUAUCUGUUCCAUUUUUCAUUUAUUCAUCAUAAAUAUAACAACGUAUAUAUAACGAUUAGUAACUUAGGAGGAUACAACAAUGUUUUCUAUAAAAAAAUUUUUCUCUCCUUUUUUUUAUUCUAAAAAAAAAGUCAUUUAUGCUUCUUUUAUUUUUAAAUUUGGUAAAUUGAAGUGUACAGUGUAUAUAUCUAUUUAGUUUAUUGCAAUUAUUAUAUACAUAUGUAUUGUUUAUAUUUUCUAAGUGCAUUUCUUGUUCAAUUCAAAACCAGAAAAUUAUGGUUCAUGCUUUCUUUCUUUUUUUGUUUCGUUUCGUUUUUCCUUUCCCAAAGACAAAAACUUGCUAAUUUCAAGUGUCUUGGUUUGCUUUUUUUUAAAAUUACUAAUUUGUAUGUAAUUUUGUAAAUAAAAUUUCUUUACUAUUGUCUUCUGUUUUUUUUUUCUGUGCUCGAUUAUUUUCUUUCGUGUUAUGUUACGUUCGUAUCAUUUGUGUUUCGAUUUAUCUCUAUAUACUUAUUUGUAAAAACGAGUAUAACUAGUAUAUUCAAUUGAACUUUUUACUCCGUCACUUUGUAUCCUUUUUUAUUGAUCGCAAGUUUUUUCAGCCUUACUGUAAAUAGGCAGUAAGUAUGUUAUAUGUCAUCGCGUCUUGAAAAAUUAACAAAAAACACACAACCUAAAUGAUCGGAAUUAGUUGGAAUGUGUACUUGUAUAAUAAUGAAUAGAUAGCUCAGUUGCUUUUUAGUCGAUCGUUCUUUUUUAAUAAUCUUAUUUAGAUUAUAAUAUGUAGAGUAAGUUGGUUGUUCGUUCUCGUUGUCCAAGUACCCUAGC
Molecule: messenger RNA, 6046 nt
Organism: Schistosoma margrebowiei
Lineage: Eukaryota; Metazoa; Platyhelminthes; Trematoda; Strigeidida; Schistosomatidae
Source: the annotation of a GenBank genome assembly